AUGUCGAACACUCGCGACAACCUCACUCAACCCAAGCAAGCUCAGCCGAACAGUAAAAAUCUUCGCCUCCCUCUUUCCUGCCCGUAGACAGACACCAUGGCUGACACAAUGGCAGACCGAAUCGACACGGAGAAGAAGCUAGACGCGACAGAAGCGAAGAUUGAGCAAGUCAAAGCCCAGCAAGAGCAGCUCAAAUCCAUCCAGGAUCGCAUCGAAGAACUGAAUGGGAAUAAGACGCGAGUCGAGAAGAUCGAAGCGCUGGAGGAAAUGCAAGACCGGCUCAAGCAGCUGAAAAAGUGA
Messenger RNA from Lecanosticta acicola, 300 nucleotides. The record is from the annotation of a GenBank genome assembly. NCBI's taxonomy places the organism in Eukaryota, Fungi, Ascomycota, Dothideomycetes, Mycosphaerellales, Mycosphaerellaceae.